AUGACGCUGCUAAUCGCAGCAGGGGAAGGGAAGGGACGGCGAACGGUAGUGGUGGGAGGAGGAGGCAGGGAGGGAGAAGGGAAGGAGGCGACGCCGACAGGGAGGGGAAGAAAUCUUGUGGUGGAUAUAACCAAUUUUUACAACCAGUAUAAGUCGUGUGAGCCGUGGCUAAAGAGGAAGAACCCACCGCAAACUCCAAGGAAGAAGAUUUUGCAAGGCAAAGAGGAUAUGAAUGAGCUAAAUGGUAUCUAUGAGUGCAUUUUGUGUGCCUGCAGUAGCACAUCAUGUCCGAGCGACUUGUGGAACCCAGAGUCCUAUCUCGAUCUGGCUGCCCUCCUUCAUGCCAAUCAGUAA
Fraxinus pennsylvanica is the source of this 354-nucleotide messenger RNA. NCBI's taxonomy places the organism in Eukaryota, Viridiplantae, Streptophyta, Magnoliopsida, Lamiales, Oleaceae. The record is from the annotation of a GenBank genome assembly.